AAUGAUAUGAGUUGGCUACUGAGUAGAGAGAAGGGGAACAGAACAGCAAGAUACAGCAACAUGGGGGAGUGCAGAGGCUCUAUGGGUGUAACGUUGUUGUGGAUCCUGCUGUGGAUAUCUAGAUACUGUCAAGGACUCUCAGCUGAACAAUUGUCAAAGAAGAUAUUUUUCGUUGAGAAGACCAGUAACAGAGUCACUCUCCCAGUUUCCCCUGCAGUUCCAAAAGGGACAGCGCACCAAUGGAUAUGGACCUCACAUGAUGGCAGACACUCAAACACUUCAGUAGCCCAAAUCACUUCACCCAUGAAUAGACAGGAUCCUAUCUCACAAGGAACCGGAUAUGAUCUUUCCAUCCAAACAAUAUUUGAAAAUGCUGGAGAGUUUGUGUUCAUGCAAACCAAACCAGAUGUAGCAGUUCUGGCAAGAUUUGAGGUGUUUAGUUUUGUGUUUAAAGUGACACCAAUUGAUCGUGUUAAUCAAGUGUAUCUUGGUUCUGAUGUUAGUGUGCGUUGCGAGGUGUCCAGCCUACCAGAAGGGGCCACACUUCAGUGGGAAAGAGAGGGAGAUCCCACUUCUAACACCACGUUGUUCUACAACAACACUGCCCACAUGGUCAUCCACACUGUUGAUCAGAAUUACAGGGGAAGAUACAACUGCAAUUUCAGACUGAAUGGAGAAUUGUUGUUUACUGUUUAUACUAAACUGAAUGUGCAAACACACACAUAUAGUAGACCAUUAAUACAUUUGUUUCGAGAGAGCAGCAACAGCAGUGAGGUGAACUUGAUCUGCAGGUAUAUCUCCACAUACCACAGAGCCGAAUGGACCGUGACCAAAUCAGUUACUUUGACUUCAUAUAAUACAGAGUCAUUGGACAAGGUCAGAAGAGACCGAUUCUCAUCUCCUCCGUUCAACGGAUAUGAUUUCCCACUGCAUGUCUCACCAGUGACAUUUGAGGAUGGUGGAAUGUUCACAUGUUUCUUUGAAGGCUAUAUAUUCGGCUCGGUUAAACUCACAACCAUUCGAGUAUCUGAAUCUGGAGGGCCCCCUGGUGGCCAGCCGGUUGUGCUGAGGUGUGAGGUGUCGGAGGUGAGCGGUGACCCUGUGACCCUGGCCUGGAUGAGGAUGGAGGGGAGCAGGGGGCUGCUGGUCAAACAGGACAUCCUGACAGAGAGUCACCCCAACAGGACGCUCAGUGUGACCCUGCCCAGCCUCUGCAGAGACCAGCUGCACUGGCAGUGUGUUGUGUUCACAGAGGGCAUGCUCAGAGCGACAGCCUCCCUGACCCUCACACUCCCCACAAACACACCAAUGUCUUCAAUGACAGAUGACAACCAUCUGCAGACUGUGAUCAUUGUGGCCUGUACUGCUAUGGUUGUUGCUGGGGUCCUGGUUGGUGCUCUGGUGUUCUACCUGAAGAGGAAGAAGACAGCUGUGACGACCCUAACACUGACCCAGAAGAAUGACCCAGUCUACGGUAACAUCACAGAUCCACAAAGAGACCAAGAGAGCCAGGGGGGUCAAACAGGGGAAGAUGAAAAUGAGGAAGUUCAUUACUCUGAGUUUGCUUUAUGUGAACCCAGGCUUGGUGAUCCCAACAUAGUCACAGCAGGGUCAAAUCAGGAACGUGCUGUGAUCUAUUCCCCUCUCAACAUAUAAGGAAACAUGACUUUCAGAUGGAUAAAAUUACCAUGUUAAGAUUCAGGGAUUCUAUUCCACAUUUUGUCACUUACUUAAGGUGUUUAUUAGUCUAUUGUGAAUUUUCACAGAGAAAAUAUGAUCCCACAAUACUGAUUAUGACUUUUGAUAUGAUGCUGUAUGCCAAUUAUCUUUUGUUUAAAACGUAUGAGAUUUGUUCAAUUAGCUUAUUAUGCUGCUUUUGAUUUAUGUAUAUAAUGAUACGGUAAUAUAUGCUUACUAAAACUGCCAUGUAAAGACAGCAGGUAGUGCAAUUGGAGGGUAAAUUGUAGGAAGGCAAUUUUGAUCUGAAAUAUUUUGAUGGCUGUAACCUAUGCAAAUAAUAGUUUUAUACAUGUGUAGUCCUUUAUGCAUGUGCAUUUUAUAUGUAAAGUAUUUUCAUUCGAUUUAUGUGUUUAAAUAAAAAUGGUCUUCGUAA
Messenger RNA from Coregonus clupeaformis (lake whitefish), 2113 nucleotides. RefSeq lists its product as uncharacterized. NCBI's taxonomy places the organism in Eukaryota, Metazoa, Chordata, Actinopteri, Salmoniformes, Salmonidae. The coding region runs from base 7 to 1656 and encodes 549 amino acids. Gene Ontology annotation, molecular function: protein tyrosine kinase binding; MHC class II protein binding. The transcript is spliced from 10 exons. Gene Ontology annotation, cellular component: external side of plasma membrane; membrane raft. The record is from RefSeq and is a predicted model, not a curated record. Gene Ontology annotation, biological process: interleukin-15-mediated signaling pathway; positive regulation of ERK1 and ERK2 cascade; T cell activation.